Messenger RNA from Pleurotus ostreatus (oyster mushroom), 1371 nucleotides. RefSeq lists its product as uncharacterized. The record is from RefSeq and is a predicted model, not a curated record. NCBI's taxonomy places the organism in Eukaryota, Fungi, Basidiomycota, Agaricomycetes, Agaricales, Pleurotaceae. The coding region runs from base 1 to 1371 and encodes 456 amino acids. The transcript has 5 exons.
AUGGCAGUGACUCCGCAUUUCAUCACCGCUAAUCGACAUCGACACUUAUCCCCGAUACGUUGGGAAUCAUUUGCCUCGGCCGGUGACGCGCCCUCGAAGCCGCUGUCCCCAACAGGGAAGGCUAAUAAGCUAUCACGUUCUCCUGGUUCGCUGAAGGCGCCGUCAAGCGCGAACUCCGUGCUUGGGGAUCGGGACAGGAAGGGGAAGGGCAAAGCUAGGGAUGUUCAAGAGUAUCACGGGGAGGAUAUUCAGGAGAACGGAUGGGACCUCGCUCAAGUUGAUGAUUAUGGGGAGGACGGAGGAGAGGAGGAGCAGGAGGUCAUCUUCCCCUUUACGUUUCGACCACGCGUCGAAAGGCCCGUCGAGUACGCCCAUCUCGGGCCCCCGACCCAGUACUUUUCCUUCACCUAUGUCAUACAGACUGGGGAAGACGCGCACGAUACGCAUGUCUGCAUCAAUCCCGAGGACAUUCACCGCGAGACCCGCCGCAUGGAGGGAGACCGAAGCGUAGAUGCACCCGUUGACGGAGCCACUCCUGCCGUACUUGCUUCCAAACCCACGCCUCUUCCGGAGCCCAAGCGCGCACGCGCCAUCCGCGCACCCAGACGCCCAACAACGCCGACCAAACGCAAAUACACGCAGAUCUGCGAUGGUAUCUUCGUGUGCUCCGUCUGCGGUCUAGAGAUGUCGAAGAGUGCGACGAACAAGCAUGCUCCUGCUUGCAGGGCCACGUCCCAGUACUCGACCUGCGAAUUGUGUGGACGGAAAUCGCUCAAUCACAGAGAAGACAGCAUGAAACGCCACCAGCGAAGCAAGAAGUGCUGGAAGCAGCGCCUCACGUACGCCGUAGCGUCCGUCCUGCGGUGGUCGCCGACCCCGCGCAUUGCGGCAUGGGAGCGGGGUAGCUUGGCGUCGAAUGCGCCAUAUAGGUUCGCGAGGGGGAGCGGUGCAGCCAGAGACGAGGAUGGUGGGGUAUUAUGGGAUGGCGAUGUCGACGAACACCUGGAGGGCGAAGACGAAGACGCUGGUGGAUAUGGAGAGCUGGACAAUGACGACAGCGAGGAAGAUGGUAUAGACGAGUGCGUUGCAGGUGGUGGUGACGCGCAGAAACACCAGGAUUCACACGCGCUCGGUCGCGAUGAAGGAGCGUGGGGCGAAGAUAGGGCUGGGGAGCUGGAGAACGAAUGUAUAGCAGGUCCGUCGUCUAUUACGCUUGAAGACCUGCGAAGGCAGGAGAGGGGGAGCAAGGCCGCGGCGAAGUGUAGCCGAUCCGGAGACAAAGGAGCUGAAGAGUGGCCUUAUGGCGAGGAAAUCGUUGUGACUCAUCUUCGGGGUACGCCUCUGGCGAUGGAGCUGGGAGUAGAAGAAUAA